Molecule: messenger RNA, 2895 nt
Organism: Myotis brandtii (Brandt's bat)
Lineage: Eukaryota; Metazoa; Chordata; Mammalia; Chiroptera; Vespertilionidae
Gene: DLGAP3
Product: discs, large (Drosophila) homolog-associated protein 3
Exons: 14
Coding region: 256-2895 (879 amino acids)
Biological process (GO): signaling
Cellular component (GO): glutamatergic synapse; postsynaptic specialization
Molecular function (GO): molecular adaptor activity
Source: RefSeq, a predicted model, not a curated record
CUCCUCCCCCCAGUCCAGAUGGGAGCUGGCUCCUUCAGGAAGGGGGCUUAGAACUGGGUGUGGGGAGCUACCUCUCUCUGUCUCCCUCACUACAUCUGCCUGCAGGGCUGGGAGCCCCCACGAGCCAGUGGUCCUGAGCCUUCUGAAGUUAGGAUUCUGCCUGGUGGUGAGGAUCCUGACACCAAAGAUGGGACACCCAGGAUGGAGGUUCUUGGGGCCUGGCCCCCAACACUAUGAAGAGCCCUUGCUGAGGCCAUGAGGGGUUACCAUGGCGACCGAGGCAGCCAUCCCCGCCCAACCCGCUUUGCUGACCAGCAGCAUAUGGACGUGGGCCCAGCUGCCAGGGCCCCGUACCUGCUGGGCUCCGGGGAGGCCUUCUCCACCGAGCCCCGCUUCUGUGCCCCAAGAGCUGGCCUGGGACACCUUUCUCCGGAAGGGCCCCUGAGCCUGAGUGAGGGGCCAUCAGUAGGCCCUGAGGGAGGGCCAGGGGGGACUGGAAUUGGGGGGGGUAGCAGCACCUUCCCCAGGAUGUACCCCGGCCAGGGCCCCUUCGACACCUGUGAAGACUGUGUGGGCCACCCACAGGGCAAGGGUGCCCCCCGCCUGCCUCCUACACUCCUGGACCAGUUUGAAAAGCAGUUGCCAGUUCAGCAAGAUGGCUUCCACACGCUACCUUACCAGCGAGGUCCAGCAGGGGCCGGGCCCGGGCCUGGGCCGGGGUCUGGCUCUGCCCCGGAGGCCCGCAGCGAGAGCCCCAGCCGCAUCCGGCACCUUGUUCACUCCGUGCAGAAGCUCUUUGCCAAGUCCCACUCUCUGGAGGCCCCGGGGAAGCGGGACUACAAUGGGCCCAAGGCUGAUGGAAGAGGUGGCUCUGGGGGAGACAGCUACCCUGGCCCAGGCUCCGGAGGCCCCCACACCUCCCACCACCACCACCACCAUCACCACCACCACCACCACCAGACCCGGCAUGGCAAGAGGAGCAAGAGCAAGGACCGCAAGGGCGAUGGGCGGCACCAGGCCAAGGCCGGGGGCUGGUGGAGCUCCGACGACAACUUGGACAGUGAUAGUGGCUUCCUAGCGGGUGGGCGGCCUCCUGGGGAGCCAGGUGGUCCCUUCUGCUUGGAGGCUCCAGAUGGGUCCUACCGGGACUUGAGCUUCAAGGGGCGCUCAGGCGGGUCGGAAGGCCGCUGUCUGGCCUGCACUGGCAUGUCCAUGUCACUGGAUGGACAAUCAGUUAAGCGAAAUGCCUGGCAUACCAUGAUGGUGAGCCAGGGCCGGGAUGGAUACCCAGGGGCCGGGCCAGGCAAGGGGCUCCUGGGUCCAGAGGCCAAGGCCAAAACCAGGACUUAUCAUUAUCUGCAGGUGCCGCAAGAUGAUUGGGGGGGUUACCCCACUGGGGGCAAGGAUGGAGAGAUCCCCUGUCGCAGGAUGCGGAGCGGCAGCUACAUCAAAGCCAUGGGGGAUGAGGAGAGUGGAGACUCGGAUGGCAGUCCCAAGACAUCUCCCAAAGCGCUGGCCCGGCGCUUUGCCUCCCGCCGCUCCUCCAGUGUGGACCAGGCCCGGAUCAACUGCUGCGUCCCACCCCGGAUCCAUCCCCGGAGCUCCAUCCCUGGCUACAGCCGUUCCCUCACCACCGGACAGCUCAGCGAGGAGCUGAGCCAGCAACUGGAGGCUGUGUGCGGGUCUGUGUUUGGGGAGCUUGAGUCCCAAGCCGUGGACGCCCUGGACCUGCCCGGCUGUUUCCGCAUGCGGAGCCACAGCUACCUCCGGGCCAUCCAGGCCGGCUGCUCUCAAGACGACGACUGCCUGCCCCUCCUUGCUGCCCCUGCCUCUGUCUCAGGGAGGCCCGGCUCCUCCUUCAACUUCAGAAAGGCCCCGCCCCCCAUCCCGCCGGGGAGCCAGGCCCCGCCCCGCAUCUCCAUCACCCCUCGGGCCAGCCCCAAGCCCCCGACACUCAUCAUCAAGACCAUUCCUGGCAGGGAGGAGCUGCGGAGCCUGGCGCGGCAGCGGAAGUGGCGGCCGUCCAUUGGGGUGCAGGUGGAGACUAUCUCUGACUCGGACACGGAGAACAGGAGUCGAAGAGAGUUCCACUCCAUAGGCGUCCAGGUGGAAGAGGACAAGAGGCGGGCGAGGUUCAAGCGCUCCAACAGUGUGACGGCUGGCGUGCAGGCAGACCUGGAGCUGGAGGGCCUGGCCGGCCUGGCCUCGGUGGCCACAGAAGACAAGGCCCUGCAGUUCGGACGCUCCUUCCAGAGGCACGCCUCUGAACCCCAGCCCGGACCCCGGGCCCCCACCUACUCAGUCUUCCGCACGGUCCACACGCGCGGCUCACGUAGCCUCCCCGACUCAGGCCGCACGUCCCCCUGCCCGCGGGACGGCGAGUGGUUCAUCAAGAUGCUGAGGGCGGAAGUGGAGAAGCUGGAGCACUGGUGCCAGCAGAUGGAACGCGAGGCGGAGGACUAUGAGCUGCCCGAGGAGAUCCUGGAGAAGAUCCGCAGUGCUGUGGGCAGCACGCAGCUUCUCCUGUCCCAGAAGGUUCAGCAGUUCUUCAGGCUGUGUCAGCAGAGCAUGGACCCCACUGCGUUCCCUGUGCCCACCUUCCAGGACCUGGCGGGUUUCUGGGACCUCCUGCAGCUCUCUAUCGAGGAUGUGACCCUCAAGUUCCUGGAGCUACAGCAACUCAAGGCCAACAGCUGGAAACUCCUGGAGCCUAAGGUGGGGGCAGGUCCCUUGAAGCCAAGAGGCAGACCCUGGAAAAUGCCCUUCGCCAUGGAGUGCUCAUCGCUGCCGCAGCUGCCAGAACCCGAGGGGGCAGCAGCCACCCUGGGCCAGCUGCAGUUUGAGGGCGCAGACCUAGAGCUUCCGAAGGGCUUGCUGCCCUCAGCUCGGACCUAG